AAUAUCAAUGAAUGUAAUCGAUUUUGGUUAUCUCUCAGACUCCUGUCAGAUCUUGUUGAUGAUUACACAGUCAAGGCAUUAAUAUAUGUGAUGGAGCUUUAAACAGGAUUCUCUGAAGAGAUGACUAAAGAUGGAAAAGGGUCAGCCACAAUCCGCAGACGUAAAAUAAAACACAGUCAGGAUGAUUUGAACAAAGCUCGCACAAGUUGCCCCAGCUCGCCAAUCACAUCUGAUGAUGAGCAACAGCAUGAGGUGGAUGAGGAAGAAGAGGGCUAUUUGUUUGAGGAUGAAAUUCUUGGUCCAUCGGUAGUGAAGAAGAUUAUGUCAUCAGAAAAGACAAUAUUCUUGGGAUUGCUGGCCUUCAGAAUUUCUAAUGCUCUGCUCAUUCAAACGUCUUUUGUACCUGAUGAAUAUUGGCAGUCACUUGAAGUUGCACAUAAUAUGUCUUUUGGGUAUGGUUAUUUAACUUGGGAAUGGAAACAUGGAUUAAGGGGAUACCUGUAUCCUUUUGUAUUUUCUUCUCUAUACAAAUUCCUAUACAUAUUUGGACUAGAUUCCAGAAUAUUGUUGAUAAAACUUCCAAGACUUCUUCAAGGAGUUUUUGCUGCUUUUGGUGACCUUUACCUUUUUAAGUUGUCAUGGAAACUAACAGAUCGAGCCACAGCACAGUGGUCACUAUUCUGUCAGGUGACUUCUUGGUUCAUGUUCUACUGUAUCACCAGAACUCUUACAAACUCCAUGGAAACAGUCCUAGUUACUGUAGCACUGUAUUAUUAUCCAUGGCCAAAGUGUAAAAGUACAUCCUUGACAAAUUAUUUAGUAUUUGCAUCAUUAUCUGUUCUAGUCCGACCAACAGCAGCCAUCAUUUGGUUGUUAAUGUGUUCUUGGCAUCUACAACAAUCGUCUCACAACAUAUUCAAAAUUCUUAAACAGUAUUUUUUCAUUGGUUCUGUCAUGUUGGUGUUUAGCUGUAUCAUUGACCGUUGGUAUUAUGGAGACUGGAUAUUAGUGCAAUACAACUUCAUAGAAUUUAAUGUCCUAAAGGGAGGAGGUUCAUUUUACGGGACACAUCCAUGGCAUUGGUACAUCACACAAGGUUAUCCUGUCAUCAUGACCAGUCAUCUUUUCCCUUUUGUAAUGGGUGCAUGGAAGGCCAGAAAUAAAGUUCUCUUAUUUCUCAUUGUAUGGAUGAUAUUUUUCUACAGCUUUUUAUCACACAAGGAAUUCAGAUUCCUACUGCCUGCAUUACCAAUGUCAAUGCAUUAUUGUGGAGUAUACUUCAACAGUUUAUGCAGAAAACCAAGAAUUAAAAAGAAAAAGCUAAAGAAAAGGUCUGAAAGUAAACAAACAAAAACUACAAGUAGCUCAGACAGUCUAGUCAGCAGUGAUGGCUCCACUACACCCAUCAUACACCAGUCAACUGGAACUGUACAUGUCAUUGAUGGUGCCAUUGAUGAAUCACAGGAAGUAGAUGGGGCUUCUGAAGUCACUGACAAAUCACAACCUUCUAGUCCAUCCUCCAAAUUAUCCAGUGAAGAUCCCUUUGAAAAACAACAAAGAAAACACAAACAUAAUUUGACAAUGGCUAAAUAUUUAGUGUUCAUAUUGAUUGGACUUAAUUUGAUACCCGCCAUGUAUUUUGGAGUGAUGCAUCAAAGGGGAACAACUGUUGUUAUGAAGUACCUGUACGAUGAAAGCCUAGAGAAGGAUAUGGAUGUUUUAUUUUUAAUGCCCUGCCAUUCCACACCUUAUUACAGUUACCUACAUCAGAAUAUUACCAUGAGAUUUCUCACAUGUGAACCAAACCUGAAACAAGUAGAAGACUACAUAGACGAAGCAGACGUAUUUUAUGAAGAUCCAGAAGAUUGGUUAAAAAUAGAAUAUAAGCAGCAGAAGAGACAAUUACCAAGUCAUCUUGUUUAUUUUAAUACUCUACAGUUUGAUAUUUCUUUAUUUUUAUCUCAGAGUGGUUACAGACAGUGUGGGAAAUUUUUCCAUACACAUUUACCGGAAGGUAGAACAGGCAGCCAUGUUAUUGUUAGUUGUAGAUGAUAAUUGUUUUAACGUGUUAUUUUUUUUAUCAAUCGGGACCAUUUUGACUUGCAUAUCACUUAAUAGCUUAUUGGUUUUGUAUAGCACGCAAAUUCUUUAAAAUAGUUGAGACCCCACUAAAAAAAAAGAUAAAGAUGUUGAAUAUGACACUUUUUCAAACAGAAAUUACUGAUAAAUAAGAAAAAACUAUGGAAAUUGUUGAAAGAACAGAAAAUUGCAAUUAAAUUUUAUACUUUUUAAUUUUAUUAGGGUAAAAGAAAAAAUAAUAAAGAAACUUUUCAUUUUUAUUUUUUUCUAAGAAUUGUUUUUGCGUUUAAUAUCUUUAAGGAUUGUGGUAUUUCCCCCGAAAGCGUGUAAAACUUUCUAAAAUGAUCAUAUGUUGUUUUUACUUUAUAUGUUACAUUUGUUAUUUGCUUUUUGACAACUUAAAAUAUUCUAUGCAGAAAAAAAAUCAUCUUACUGCUGAUGUUUCUAAUUUUGUUGAAAUAUUUUUAAUCAUGAUCAUGAUAUAAAAAUGAUUAUAUCCGUCCAAGAAACAAUUAUGUGAUAUCUGUUCAAAAUACAGUUGAGAAGUGGUAGUUUAUAUUUGAUGCAUUUUGGGUGAAUUUUGAUGUAUGUGAGAAUUUAGAGCUAGCAAUUCACAGAAUUCUGGUUUGUUAUAUUAUAUUCCAUUAGACGUUAACUCCCUUGCAAUAAUUUUUUUUCAAAUGUCAAAAUGUUGUUUUUUUACACUGCUGUUCCCAUUUAUCAUGUAAGAUUAAAAAAUUAAAUUUUAAGAAGAACAUCUGAAUUGGUUAUGAGAUUGAGUUCAUUUUUAAAGGUAAUUUAAAUAAGGGAAAUAACUCUGUUUUUUUAGCAGAACAUUUUGAAAGAAUUUUAAUAUUUAUUAAAGCAUUGUUUUGGCUGUCAUUCUGCAAUGAAAAACUUUUUUAUUGCCAGUUGGUAUUUUCUUAAAAUUUUUCUUUAUCGUAAACAAAGAUUGGGUUUUCAAAGCAGGCUUCUGCUGUUUUGGCAAUUGGAUAUUUUGUUUGGAAAAUAGUGGAUUAUUUAUCUAUAAGAUUUUGAAGCUUUGUUCAGUUGAAUUGUUUAUUUUUCUAAAUUGUAAUUUAAAAAAAUCAAAUAAUAGGAAUAUCAUUUAAUAUAAAUUCUGGAUACCAACUUUAAUAAUAGAAUCAUGGCCUACCAGUUUACAAGAAUUUCAGGGCCAUAAUUUGAAAGUUUCUAAAAAUAUAUAGAGAGUAAAAAAAGCAGAAUUUGACUUAUUUUAGAAAAAUGUUCAGUAUUUGUUAAUUUUUCCUUACUUUAGGACACUGUUCAUCCUCCCCUUCCCCCUUACAAAAAAAAAUAGGACAGCAGGGAAAAUGAAUCAAUUUGUUCAAUUUUUGUUGGUAAAAUGACAAUUCCAUAAUAUAGGUGGAUGCUAGAAUCACAAACAAUCAUUUAUAAUCAUAAAUUACUAUUGAGUGCAAAGAGUACUUAAAAGAAUAUAUUCUCAUUAUAACAGCAAUUUGUGUUAUAUUAACUACCGCAGCUUACAUGUGACAUCAGAUCAUUCUGUUUACAUCAUUCUGUUAACAACUGUUAGUACCAAAUUAAAGGAAAAAAAGCAUACUGGAGAUAAUUUGGCACUCAUAAAAUGAAAUAAUGUAUGACACCAUUAAUAAAAGCAUUGUUUUAAUUACUGUGGAUUCAUUAUUAUUUGUUGGAUACCAAUUUUCGUGGAUUUCGAGGCUACAGGUGAACCAUGAAUUUAAAUGUUCAACUAAGUUCAAAUUUUCUAUAGGUUUGUAUGCAGACUUUUGUAAAACCACAAAAUCAAAUAUCCACGAAAUACAUUUGUCCUUAAUCCACGAAAAUUGGUACCCACAAAAAUAAAUGAAUUCACAGUAAGAAGAAAGACUGGUGAAUAUUAUCAAUUCCUUGAUGACACAAUUUGACUUUGAAAUCAUUAAAGAAGUCACAAGAGAAAUAUUUUAGAUUUGUAGCAAAAUAUGCGAAUUUCAGGAACAUUUUGGCAAAAUUUACAAUAAGCACAAGUGUUUCCACAAAAAGUAUUUUGCCAGUGAAUAGAUAAACACAAAUUAAAUACAUUUCCUGUGUGAAUAUUUUUCGGGGACAGUAGUUCUCUGUGAUAUUUCUACACAUGUGAAAGUCUUAAAGUAAAAAUGUUGCAUUCAAAUACAAUAACCAAUACAAUGAAUGCUAAAUAUACUCUUAGAUUUCUUAAAUAUAAUCAGCAAAACUGUCUUUGAUUAGAUUGAUUUUUUGCUAAUGUUAGAUUUCUGUACUAAAACUUCUUUACGUACAUACCAAAAUUCUUAAUAUGCAUUGUUUUAGCUGUUUACACUAUGAAGUACAGUCCCAUAUAAAAAUGAAGCAGUAUUUUUUAAAUGGCUAGAACAAUAAAUUAAUACACUUUUUAAUGAUUAUACAUAAAGAUUUAGUAUAUAUGUGCACAGUGAAGUUUUCACAAGCAUUUAAUUUUCCAUAAUUUGUGUGUCACAAAAUGGGAGAUAAUAGUACUUUCAGCUGAUCUUAAAUUGAUUUGAAAACCGAAAUGAAGUUAUCAUGAAAGAAAUCAUUUUUGUCUAGCCUUCGACUUUAGUCGAAAAAGCGAGACAUAGCAAUCCUACAUUCCGUCGUCGUCAGCGGCGUCCACAAAUAUUCACUCUGUGGUUAAAGUUUUUGAAAUUUUAAUAACUUUCUUAAACUAUCCUGGAUUUCUACCAAACUUGGACAGAAGCUUGUUUAUGAUCAUAAGAUAGUAUCCAGAAGUAAAUUUUGUAAAAAUAAAAUUCCAUUUUUUCCGUAUUUUACUUUUAAAUGGACUUAGAUUUUCUGCCAGGAAACAACACAUUCACUCUGUGGUUAAAGUUUUUAAAAUUUUAAUAACUUUCUUAUACUAUUUUGGAUUUGUACCAAACUUGGACAGAAGCUUGUUUAUGAUCAAAAGCUAGUAUCUAGAAGGAAAUUUUGUAAAAAAAUAAAUCCAUUUUUUCUGUAUUUUACUUUUAAAUGGACUUAGAUUUUCUGCCAGGAAACAACAUAUUCACUCUGUGGUUAAAGUUUUUAAAAUUUUAAUAACUUUCUUAUACUAUUUUGGAUUUGUACCAAACUUGGACAGAAGCUUGUUUAUGAUCAAAUGCUAGUAUCUAGAAGGAAAUUUUGUUUUCUUCCAGUUAACAUUACAUUCAGUCUGCAGUUAAAGUUUUUAAACAUUUAUUAGAUUCAUAAACUAUCCUGGAAUUUUACCAAACUUGGACAGAAGCUUCUUACAACCAAAAGAUAGUAUCAAGAGGAAUAUUUUUAUUGAUUUACUUCCUCAUUUUUGUUGAGCCUGCGAUUAACAGAAAAAGUAGGCGAGACACUGGGUUCCGCGGAACCCUUACGAAUUUUUAAUUUCAAAGCUUCUCUUUCUGCCACUGAUUUUAAGAAAAUCAUUUGUCAUGCAUGAGUUAUUUCCCCUAAUCAUUUAAUCUUUGUAAAAAUUAUCUUAAAUCAUCUUCACUAGCGAAGGGUUACGAUCCAGUCACCUCCUCUCCAACCUUGGCAAAUUAAGACAGCAUUUGUGAUCACAGUGCUGUGCCAUCUAUCAGUAGAUAAAAGUCACGCCCAUUAAGACUGCAUCAUUCUUGACCAAUGACAGCAUGUAAAAAUGGUUGUGUCUAGUGUUUACAAAUUUCGUGAAGCAGGAACCGAAAAUAUACGUUCACAUUCCAACUUUUACGUGAGAAACAUACCUGGGACAUUCAAUUAGUUGAUUACGAUCUUUAAAAUUGUCACUAAAUAUCGUCCUAGGUUUUUGGGGUAAAGACUUGUUGCACAAUCAGCACGUGGCAAUUGUUUAUUUACAUUUUCUACAUUUACAUGUGAUCAUCUUAAAGCAGUUUUUUUAUUGGAAGCAGCCAGUUACAACUGCGAGCAAUGGAAAUCAUUACUUCGUGGAUCCUAAAUUCUAUCUUAAUCCGCCAAGGGUGGAGAGGAGGGGACUGGAUCGUAACCCUGGGCUAGCGAAGGGGAUCUGAGAUGUGAAAGACGGAAGUUGGAAAAAACUAAACCAGUGAAUUUUAUCAGAAGAAAUUGAAAGGCAUGAGAAAAUAAUACAUUUGUUAAGGGGAAAUUUUAAAUUUUUAUAGAGAAAAGAUAAAUUUAGAUAUUGUUUGUCAAUACAAACUAUCCAUCAUUAUCUGAAUAAAUAUUCUGUCUUAUCAAGCAGUCCUUAACUAAAUCAUUGUUAGAAAUUAUAUUUUCAAAAUGUCGGAUAUUACAAUAGGGGAUGCAACUCUCACAAAGGAAAAAAGUGUUGCCUGAUAUACAUUGAGUUAUAUGAUUGAAAACAUGGAAAUAUUAUUGUAAACCGAUCAAACCUUUUAUAUAUAAGUUUUAAAAAAUAUACUUAUUUUCAUCAGGUAAUAAAUUUUGUAUGUAUAUGGCUUUAACACACUAUUUUCUUACUUUGUGAUAAUUAUUUGUUAUAUUAUUAUUUGUUGUUGUAGCAGUUUUAUUUUUUUCAAAUUAUUUUAAUAAAGAGAUACAUAUA
Molecule: messenger RNA, 6592 nt
Organism: Mytilus californianus (California mussel)
Lineage: Eukaryota; Metazoa; Mollusca; Bivalvia; Mytilida; Mytilidae
Product: GPI mannosyltransferase 3-like
Exons: 8
Coding region: 121-2052 (643 amino acids)
Biological process (GO): GPI anchor biosynthetic process
Cellular component (GO): endoplasmic reticulum membrane
Molecular function (GO): alpha-1,2-mannosyltransferase activity
Source: RefSeq, a predicted model, not a curated record